Messenger RNA from Temnothorax curvispinosus, 499 nucleotides. RefSeq lists its product as uncharacterized. The transcript has 3 exons. NCBI's taxonomy places the organism in Eukaryota, Metazoa, Arthropoda, Insecta, Hymenoptera, Formicidae. The record is from RefSeq and is a predicted model, not a curated record. Bases 92 to 451 code for a protein of 119 amino acids.
GGAUAGUCGAGGUCUUUUCUCGCCUAGCUGUUGAAGAGUGCGGACGUACAGUCGAGUGCGGUCUUAAAGUAUUCUAGAUAGCAGAGAAAAUAUGGCAUCCAAUUGCCAAUUUUUAUAUGGUGAGAGUUGUGGUCGAUAUCCUUAUAUCGGCAGAAAAUCCGUGGGAGAAGAGGAUAUUAGAGUUGACUUCAUCUAUCAAUUUGUGAAGAAAAGACACGUUAAAAUCCACUCUAAUCACAGUGUAUUUUAUACUGCCCCUGACAUAAUUGGACCACCCAAAUUUUCAAACUAUGAAGAACCAUCUCAGAAAUUGAGUCGAUGGAAUAAUGGUAUCGACAUUUCAAUAACUCCGUGGCAAUACGAAGAAUUCACGACAACUUAUAUAAGUAUACUAUGGCCGCCAUGGCAUGAACAUAGAAGACCGAUCGGAAAUAAUUAUAUUGGUAUGUGAUACCUGAAUUCACAAGUAAGAUAUUGUUAAAGAAGAUACGCUUUUGUU